Molecule: messenger RNA, 1962 nt
Organism: Lacerta agilis (Sand lizard)
Lineage: Eukaryota; Metazoa; Chordata; Lepidosauria; Squamata; Lacertidae
Gene: SLC18A1
Product: solute carrier family 18 member A1
Exons: 16
Coding region: 307-1902 (531 amino acids)
Biological process (GO): aminergic neurotransmitter loading into synaptic vesicle; transmembrane transport; xenobiotic transport
Cellular component (GO): synaptic vesicle membrane; terminal bouton
Molecular function (GO): xenobiotic transmembrane transporter activity; serotonin:sodium:chloride symporter activity
Source: RefSeq, a predicted model, not a curated record
GUGCCUCAGUACAGCAGAUAAUCUCUGCAGCCCUUUCCAGUCCACACCCUGUUCCCCUGCCUCUGACGCAAACACAGCUGACAGAUUGAAUGGAGCAUAUUUGAACUUCCAUUUGCAUCUUCCUGGACAAGGGAUCCUCAUAUCCUCCCCAGAUAAAAGGCUUUAAUAAAUUUACCAGGAAGGACACUUUCAAAGCACUGUGCCGCCAUCAGCACCACGGAGAGGAGUGGACUGUGAUGCACUCGGCAAUGCUACCUGGGGACUGAGAGCCCUGAGAAGCGGGCGAAGAAGUGCACCUUGAAGCUGAUGGCGCUGCUUUCCCCCAGGUUGCCAAUGGAUUGUGCCCCGUGGAGCUGGUUGAAGGAGGGGAGGGAAUCCCGGAAGUUAGUGCUGUUGGUUGUGUUUGUUGCCCUGCUGGUUGACAACAUGCUGCUUACAGUUGUGGUGCCGAUCAUUCCUUCCUUCCUGUUUGCCACCUACAAAAGCGCAAACCACUCUUCUCUUCAGACCACAGCGAUGACGACUGCUGCCCUCUCCUCAACAGCUCCCUAUGGUUCAGGGCUCUCUCGAUACGAUGAAACCACAGUGCUCACCUUGGACUCUCAUGCUCAUCCCCCUGUGGUCCACACAAACGAGACCCAAGACAGAAAUCUUGUCCCUCACCUUCCCACGACCACUUUGCCACCAAGUAACGGUUGUACAGACGGGGUGGACUUUCUGUCCAAUGAGAACGUUCGCGUUGGACUGCUCUUUGCCUCGAAAGCCACGGUGCAGCUCUUAGUCAACCCAUUUGUGGGACCUUUAACCAACAGGAUAGGAUACCAUAUCCCCAUGUUUCUUGGAUUUGUCAUCAUGUUCCUCUCCACCCUUUUGUUUGCUUUCUCGAGUACCUACACUUUGCUGUUCAUCGCCCGAGCACUCCAAGGCGUUGGAUCUGCCUGUUCGUCUGUUGCAGGUCUGGGGAUGCUAGCAAGCGUGUACACGGAUGACUACGAGAGGGGAAAUGCCAUGGGAAUAGCCUUGGGGGGGCUGGCUUUGGGAGUGCUGGUCGGUGCUCCCUUUGGAAGUGUCAUGUAUGAAUUUGUUGGGAAGUCAUCCCCUUUCAUGAUCUUGGCAUUCUUAGCUCUGUUGGAUGGAGCUUUACAGCUUUGUAUCUUACAUCCAUCAAAGAUUUCGCCUGAGAGUACGAAAGGGACUCCGCUGUUGACCUUGCUAGGAGACCCUUACAUUUUGAUCGCAGCAGGCUCAAUCUGCUUUGCCAACAUGGGGGUUGCGAUCCUCGAAGCCACUUUGCCCAUUUGGAUGAUGCAAACCAUGUGCUCCCCAGAGUGGCAACUGGGGGUAGCUUUCUUGCCUGCUAGCCUGUCUUACCUCAUUGGUACCAACCUCUUUGGGAUGCUAGCCAACAAAAUGGGGCGGUGGCUCUGCUCACUGAUUGGGAUGGUGGUAGUGGGAAUCAGCCUCCUUUGCGUCCCCCUGGCUCAAAAUCUUUAUGGACUCAUCGGGCCCAAUGGUGGGGUUGGCUUUGCCCUUGGUAUGGUGGAUUCUUCAAUGAUGCCAAUCAUGGGAUAUUUGGUGGACCUUCGCCACACCUCUGUCUACGGCAGUGUCUAUGCCAUUGCUGACGUGGCCUUCUGCAUGGGCUUUGCUUUUGGUCCCUCUAUAGGGGGUGCUCUUGUACGAGCCAUUGGCUUUCCCUGGCUGAUGGUCAUAAUUGGCGGGAUCAACCUCACCUAUGCCCCUCUCUGCUGGUUCCUACGGAGCCCACCAGCCAAGGAGGAGAAGAUUGCAAUUCUGAGCCAAGAAUGCCCCAUGCAGAUCAGAAGCUACACCACACAGAAGGCCCUCCAGGAGUUCCCACUCACAGACAGCAGUGAUGAAGAAGCUGAGACUGAAGAAUAGGAGCCGAGAGCGAUGAGCAGAACGGAGACUCAAUCAACAGCUGCGUUGUCAAGUCAGUGC